AUGGCUGAACAAAUUCGGCUACCGGACACCAUGCCCUGCCAUAACCAGCAGCUCGGCCCUCCGGCCGCAGCCACUUCCCCGUGCCCGGAGCCCGUGGCCCCCGGCGACGGGCCCGGGCAGGAGCCUGCGGGAGGUCGGGGUAAGCUGCCGGCGGCCAACGGGGCAGACAACGCUGGGGGACCCCUGGCGGAGGACUGCGAGUCCCAGGGGCUCUUCUGCCACCAGAUUGGGCCGCAGCUCAAAGUGCUGCCCGUGAACGACCAGAUCCGGGAGCUGCAGACCAUCAUCCGGGCCAAGACGGCCAGCCGCGGGGACUUCGUGUUUUCCGCCGACCGUUUGAUCCGGCUGGUGGUGGAGGAGGGCCUGAACCAGCUGCCCUACGAGCGGUGCACGGUGACCACGCCGACCGGCCACAAGUACGAGGGCGUCAGUUUCGAGAAGGGCAACUGCGGCGUGAGCAUCAUGAGGAGCGGGGAGGCCAUGGAGCACGGCCUGCGCGACUGCUGCCGCUCCAUCCGCAUCGGCAAGAUUCUCAUCCAGAGCGACGAGGACACCCAGAGGGCCAAGGUCUAUUACGCCAAGUUCCCCCCGGACAUCGAGCGCAGGAAGGUCCUGCUCAUGUACCCCAUCCUGAGCACGGGGAACACCGUCAUCGAGGCCGUGAAGGUCCUCAUAGAGCACGGAGUGCAGCCCAGCGUCAUCAUCGUGCUCAGCCUCUUCUCCACGCCCCAUGGCGCCACGUCCAUCAUCCGGGAGUUCCCAGACCUCACCAUCCUCACCACCGAGGUCCAUCCUGUUGCGCCAACACACUUUGGGCAGAAGUAUUUCGGGACAGAUUAAGGUUACCACCUAUGAUGUCAUGAAGGUCAUUGAGUUUUCUCUUGACCCAUUUCCGUUGGGAAAUGGGAUGAGCCAGGGAAGGGGAUGGACUUCUUUUUUCUGGGCCAGAUGGGAAAUACUGGCGGUUUCUUCGUUUCAUUUGGUUGUUUCUUGACUGUUGGAACCUAGUGUGGCCAUGAAGCACACUCAGUUCUUUAGAAUUGAAGGGAAUUUGAAAACUGUGUAUAUUAUGCAAAUUGCUGGACUUUUCAGUGAGUUAAUUUAGCCUCUUGGUUUUGAGAUUUACUGAUGUUACAAAUAAAACCAAAAAG
This is a messenger RNA of Gracilinanus agilis (Agile Gracile Mouse Opossum), 1151 nucleotides long. Its product is annotated as uracil phosphoribosyltransferase homolog. The record is from RefSeq and is a predicted model, not a curated record. The coding region runs from base 1 to 840 and encodes 279 amino acids. NCBI's taxonomy places the organism in Eukaryota, Metazoa, Chordata, Mammalia, Didelphimorphia, Didelphidae. The transcript has 2 exons.